Messenger RNA from Lachnellula hyalina, 2544 nucleotides. It is a transcript of the gene COPB2, whose product is annotated as Coatomer subunit beta'. Lineage: Eukaryota; Fungi; Ascomycota; Leotiomycetes; Helotiales; Lachnaceae. The transcript is spliced from 6 exons. Gene Ontology annotation, cellular component: COPI vesicle coat. Gene Ontology annotation, biological process: intracellular protein transport; endoplasmic reticulum to Golgi vesicle-mediated transport; intra-Golgi vesicle-mediated transport. The record is from RefSeq and is a predicted model, not a curated record. The coding region runs from base 1 to 2544 and encodes 847 amino acids. Gene Ontology annotation, molecular function: structural molecule activity; protein binding.
AUGCCUUCAAACACUGCUAAUUCUUUUUACAAAAUACAGAGACAGUUGUUUGCGCGGAGCGAGAGAGUCAAGGGGAUAGAUUUCCACCCGGUUGAGCCUUGGAUCUUGACCACCUUAUAUAGCGGUCAUGUCUACAUAUGGUCCUACGAGACUCAGGCGAUUGUCAAGACUUUCGAAUUGACAGAUGUUCCAGUCCGAGCUGGCCGCUUCAUCGCGCGCAAGAACUGGAUUGUGUGCGGCUCAGAUGACUUUCAGCUGCGAGUAUACAACUACAACACCUCCGAGAAGAUCACCUCAUUCGAAGCGCACCCCGAUUACAUACGAGCCAUCGUCGUCCACCCCUCUCAACCCUUCGUCCUUACCGCUUCAGAUGACAUGACUAUCAAGCUAUGGGACUGGGACAAGGGAUGGAAAUGUGUGCAGAUUUUUGAGGGCCACAGCCAUUAUGUUAUGGGUCUUGCGAUUAACCCCAAGGACACGAAUACCUUUGCAUCAGCAUGUUUGGAUCGGACAGUCAAGAUUUGGAGCUUGGGAUCAUCGACGGCGAAUUUUACACUUGAAGCACAUGAGACGAAGGGUGUCAACCACGUUGACUACUACCCUCAAUCCGACAAGCCAUAUCUCCUCACUACAUCGGAUGAUAGGACGGUGAAGAUAUGGGAUUACACUACGAAGUCAUUGAUCGCCACACUAGAAGGCCAUACUAGUAAUGUUUCUUUUGCAUGCUAUCACCCCGAAUUACCUGUCAUUAUCUCCGGUUCCGAGGACGGCACGGUCAAGAUAUGGCACGCCAACACCUACAGGCUCGAGCAAUCACUGAACUAUGGUCUGGAGAGAGCUUGGUGUGUCAGCUACCAAAAAGGCAAGCAGGGUGUUGCUGUGGGUUUUGACGAAGGUGCUGUGGUUGUAAAGAUGGGACGAGAAGAGCCAGCAGUAUCGAUGGAUAACUCCGGAAAAUUGAUUUGGGCUAGACAUAGCGAAGUUGUGUCGUCAAUAAUCAAAGGUGGUGAUGCUUCUUUGAAAGACAGCGAUCCCAUCUCUCUCCCUACAAAAGAUCUCGGAACGUGCGAAGUAUACCCACAAACCCUCCUCCACUCCCCGAAUGGUCGUUUUGUUUCCGUCUGCGGUGAUGGGGAAUUUAUCAUUUAUACAGCCCUAGCAUGGAGAAAUAAGGCUUUUGGUUCGGCGCUCGAUUUUGUAUGGGGAUCGAAAGACAAUAGCAACGAUUAUGCCAUCCGCGAAUCUGCGACGAGCGUCAAGAUCUUCAAGAAUUUUGUAGAGAAAGCUGGCGGACUCGAUGUUGGCUUCCAAGCCGAGGGUUUGACGGGAGGCGUCUUGCUUGGUGUUAAGGGUCAAGGCGGUGUUGGUUUCUACGAUUGGCAGACUGGUGGCUUGGUUCGGAGGAUUGAGGUUGAUCCAAAAGAGGUCUACUGGUCCGAAAAUGGCGAACUUGUUUCGAUUGCUUGCGAAGAUACUUUUUAUGUUCUCCGAUUCUCGCGAGAUAACUACAUUUCUGCUGUUCAAAAUGGAGAAGUCGAAGAUGAUGGAGUAGAAGCAGCUUUUGAAGUGGUCACUGACAUCAAUGAGAGCGUCCGUACCGGAGAAUGGGUCGGCGACUGCUUCAUCUACACCAACAGUACGAAUCGUCUGAAUUACCUAGUCGGUGACCAAACGUACACUAUCUCCCAUUUCGACCAACCUACGUACCUCCUUGGCUAUAUCCAGCGAGAUUCGCGGAUUUACCUCGCCGAUAAGGAUGUCAACGUCACUUCUUUUGCCCUUUCGCUUUCCGUUGUCGAAUACCAGACACUUGUCCUCCGUGAUGACAUGGAAUCAGCGGCCGAGCUUCUUCCUUCCAUUCCCCAUGACCAGCUCAACAAGAUCGCACGUUUCUUGGAAGGCCAAGGCCACAAGGAGCUCGCUCUCGAGGUUGCCACAGACUCGGAACAUAAAUUCGAGCUAGCACUUGGCCUCGGACACUUGGAAAUUGCAUUAGAGCUUGCAAGAGAAGCGAAUGCGGAACACAAGUGGAAGACCGUUGGUGAUGCGGCUCUUGCAGCCUGGGACGUUGCACUCGCGGCGGAAUGUUUCAAGAAUGCUAAGGAUCUUGGCUCAUUACUGCUGCUUCAUUCUUCAACAGGCGAUAGAGAAGGACUACAGGCAUUGAGUCUACAGGCUCAAGAGGCAGGCGCGCAUAAUGUUGCUUUUACCUGUCUGUGGCAACUUGCUGAUGUAGAAGGUUGCAUCGAUCUCCUUACCAGGACUGGGCGCACAGCGGAAGCGGUGUUGUUCUCACAGACGUACAAGCCUAGUCUUACCGUCAAGACGGUGGGCUUGUGGAAGCAGAGUUUGGAGCAGGAAAAGAAAGGCAGAGUAGCGAAGACGGUAGGUGUACCCGGUGAGGACGAGGAGUUGUUCCCCGAAUGGGAAGAAUACUUGAAGCUGGAAAGUGAAGGGGGUGUCAAUCUCAUUGAUGUCAAUGGCGAUGUGGAGGACGUUAAUGGCGAUCCUGCGGAUUCUGAAGAAGUCGAAGUAGAGGCGUAA